CCGCCAUGCUUCAAUUGUAUGCUCCCUGCAUUUACCUGCGGACAAUAUGGGCACUGUGACGAGUUUGACGGGCAGUGCAAGUGUCCACCAGGUUGGGGAGGAAUCGACUGUUUGCAACCACAAUGCGACUCUCUGGCUGAUGGGGACCAACGCAGACUACGAGAACCUGAUGGAUCCUGUGACUGCAAGGACGGCUGGGGUGGAAUUAAUUGCAAUGUUUGUCAGAGGGACGACGCAUGUAUAGGUUUUCCUCUGGCAGGCACACCUCACGUCGGCAAUGAUGAAAUAUCUGGAGCAAACAUGACGUGUUACACGGGCGGAGAAACGGUCUUUAACAAUCACCAGAUGUGUGAUGUGACAAAUCGCAAGAUUCUCGACAUGCUCCCUGAUCGACCUCCGCAGGUAACAUUCAGCUGUGAUAACGCAACUUCAAGUUGCGCCUUCCAGUUCUGGACGGCCCAAGUCGAAUCUUUCUACUGUGGUCUAGAACAAUGCACAUCCGAGAACAUACCAGGAUAUGAUACUAACAGCACCGUCUACGCAUGCGAGAAGAUCAAGUGUAAAUGUAUCCCGGACAGGUUUAUUUGUGGUGAAGACGGUAGUGUCGACAUCAGCGACUUUUUGACAGAGGAGAUCAAAGGCCCUGCUACUUUCAGCUGCAAAACAGGCUCGGGAUGCAAGUUUGAGGAACCAGCCAUGAAUUCCCUCAUCAAUGAUAUCUUUGGUGAUGGGUUCAUAACGUUGCAAUGUAAAGGUGGUGAAUGCUUGCAUUACUCUCAAGUCCCUGGUUACGUGGUAAGACCUGCGAAACCAGACAAUACGAAAUGGGUCGCACUCAGCACUGCUGGUGCAGGUUUGAUCGUCAUCCUUACUGUAGCAGUGCUCUGGUAUGCCGGAAGGACUCGCAGUGGCGGUGACUUUGGCAAGAUUCGCCUUCCAGAAAACGAAGCAUCUAAAUUGAUGACAGAUCAUGUUCCUGCAUCUCUUCAUUUCUCUAAGCUUUCGUAUACGCUUGGGAAUCGUACUAUCCUUGAUUCAAUAUCUGGCUCUGUUAGGCCUGGCCAAGUGAUGGCAAUCAUGGGAGCAUCCGGUGCUGGAAAGUCAACUUUCCUCGAUAUCCUCGCUCGGAAGCGUAAACGUGGGGUCGUCAGUGGUACUACUCUCGUUAACGGCCGAGAAGUGUUGGAUGCACAGUUCAAGAAGGUCAUGGGUUUCGUUGACCAAGAAGAUACGCUCAUGAGCACAUUGACAGUAUACGAGACGGUGUUGUACUCUGCACUGUUGAGGUUACCUAGAGAGAUGAGCUUGGAGGCUAAGAAAUUCAGGACAUUGGAGACCAUGAACGAGUUGGGCAUUCUUGGAAUUAAGGAUUCCAGAAUAGGAGACUCAGGGCGCCGUUCCAUCUCUGGGGGUGAGAAAAGACGUGUUUCCAUAGCUUGUGAACUGGUUACCAGCCCUUCGAUUUUGUUCCUCGACGAACCCACCAGUGGUCUUGACGCGUACAACGCUUUCAAUGUUGUUGACAGUUUGGUUUCCCUUGCACGCGAUUACAACCGAACUGUCAUUUUUACAAUCCAUCAACCCCGCAGUAACAUUGUUGCAUUAUUUGACCAACUUAUCGUUCUUGCUCAGGGUAAAUUGGUGUACUCGGGCGAGUUUUCAAAGUGCCAAGAUUACUUUGCUGGAAUUGGACAGCCAUGUCCACCUGGUUUCAACAUCGCAGAUUAUCUGAUCGACCUUACUGUGAACGCAGCAAUUGAACCUCGAAGCCCAGCAAGUCCCUCUCCUAACGAGGCAUCACCCUCAGCAGACGAUACUCACCGAGACGAAGAACGGGGCUUGGGCACCUCUGUUCGCUCCAAUGAUCGCUCCUCGACUGCUGUCGAAGAGGAAACUGAAAUGCGCACACGCCGGGUAUCAAUCUCCUCGAGUAUUCGACGCAAAACGUCCCAGCUACUAGAAGCUGUCACUGGUUCUCAAUCAAGCGAUGGCCCUGUCUCUCCUCGGCUUGCGGCUCUAGUUGACGCAUAUCUUGCCAGUGAUGUAGCAGCAGAUAUUCGCAACGAGACUGAAGAGGUGGCCCGUGCGCAAACCGUUGGAGAAGCCGAUGGUGAAUUGAGAGACAUUGCGGUGGAGAGCACACUUUUGAGAGGACGAAAAAGAGCUAGCUGGGGUACCCAAUUCAGGAUCUUGAGUGGACGGGCUUUCAAGAAUUUGUAUCGAGACCCUGCACUGUUGACCGCGCAUUAUCUAUCAUCUAUCGCUCUAGCAUUAAUCUGUGGGCUCUUCUUCCACGACGUUACCAAUGAUAUUGCUGGUUUCCAGAACCGCCUCGGGAUCUUUUUCUUCACACUGGCCUUAUUUGGAUUCUCUUGUCUUUCCAGCCUGGGGCUGUUUGCCAACGAACGCAUUCUCUUUAUGCGCGAAAGAGCCAAUGGAUAUUAUUCGUCCUUCACCUACUUUUCAUCCAAGGUUCUAUUCGAUAUCCUGCCCUUGCGCCUAGUCCCGCCGUUAGUCUUUGGUGGCAUAGUGUAUGGACUUGUUGGACUUGUGCCCACGGUUCCCGCGUUCUGGAAGUUCCUACUCACACUUGUAUUGUUCAACUUGACUACAGCCAGCGUGGUUCUACUCCUGUCCAUCGCUUUCGCCAGUAUUAGUGUUGCCAGCUUGGUUGGAACACUAGUCAUGUUAUUCAAUCUGCUGUUCACUGGAUUGUUGAUCAAUCGUGAGACUGUGACCCCUGUUUUACAGUGGCUACACACAGUUUCGUUCUUCCAUGCUGCAUUCGAAGCAUUAGCAGUGAACGAGUUGAGGUACUUGCAAUUAAAGGAAAUAAAGUAUGGCGUCGAGCUUGAUGUCCCUGCUGCGACUAUCCUUUCGGUCUUUGGCCUCCGUGCUCAGUCAUUCUGGUGGCCGAACAUAGCGCUCCUGGGCAUCUUCUUCGUCGCAUUCACCUCCGCUUCCUUCGUCAUUCUCCACUUCUUCGUCAAAGAGAAGCGGUAGAGAGAAUGUAAAUAUAUAUACAGUAGAUGUCAGAAACCGAAACCGAACAGCUUUUGGGGUGAGAUAGGAAAAAACGGGGUGUGCUCCGAGAGGGGAGACGGAGAUCGAUUACCGCGUAUGUAGUAUAUACUCCCUUUUUACUGUAUAAUGAUAUUUCUUGAUCUGUUUCAUUGUUUCCUUGCAAUCUAUGUUUCAUCUCAUA
Molecule: messenger RNA, 3205 nt
Organism: Serpula lacrymans var. lacrymans S7.9
Lineage: Eukaryota; Fungi; Basidiomycota; Agaricomycetes; Boletales; Serpulaceae
Exons: 18
Coding region: 19-3003 (994 amino acids)
Cellular component (GO): membrane
Molecular function (GO): ATP binding; ABC-type transporter activity; ATP hydrolysis activity
Source: RefSeq, a predicted model, not a curated record